AUGUACUCCAAAACUAAAUCAGCCGAUGAGGAUGAGCGUAGCGCGCCGCCUCCGAGCUACAACGCCGCUAUUGGUGGAGCUGGUUCCUCCACUCGACAGUUCACCCUCCCGCAGGAUGCUCCCGCUCGGAACGACAGCCGUCAAUGUGGCGAGUACACGGAGAAGGACCAGCGGAAGCGAGACGACAAGCUGUCGUCCUCAUACCUUCCCAGCGCCUCUUCCUCUUCGAACGCCGUUCAGCCUCUGGCUCCCAUGAACGCACUUGCGCAGUACGGCAGCCCCUAUGCCAUCUCAUCGGACUGGGCGCCGUCAGCGUACGACGCGCGACUCACCCGCUUGCCCACGCUUGACCUCGAACUUCGGCUCAAGAUGCGCUUCUCCAGCUCCACCUCGGUUGCUCCUCCUAGCUUCACGCGCCCGCCUCCACCUGUUCCUCGGUCGGCGUUCGACGAGGUGUACAUUGCGAGCGCCACCACCAAGGUCAAAAAGCAGCUCCUCUCGGACGGUUUCGACCCUCUCUACCCAGGCCCGAUCCUCGCGCCGCGCAAUGUGAGCGCUGCAGACUGGGCCCGGUUCCUCUCGGACCUCACCGCAGCCGGUCGUCUCACAGGCAAGCAGAGCAUCUUCUCCAACGUGGCGCCUAUGACGAUGCACAUGGGUGCCACGGGCUACUUUGUCACCAAAGCCAUCGAGAAGCGGAUGAAGAAGAAAAAGGACCCGCAGAUCUGUCAGGCUCUCGAGGUGUGGCAGGCGAGCUUCUUCUCCGUCCGCCAGCUGGAUGUGUGGAUUGCCAAAGAUGGGCUGCGGGUCACAGCCAGGAGUCCAGGCGCUCUCUUGCCUGGAUCCAACCUCACCGCAGAGGCACAGCUUGAACGCACGGGAUCAACCGCUUCGGCCACCUCCUCCUCCUCCAGCUCCAGCUCCAGCUCAAGCAGCGACUCCUCCCACAACGACAAGGCGCACGGACAGAAACUCGAUAGGUCCACCCGAAAGCUCUGUCGCGAGCAGCGCAAGCUCGAGCGCAAACAGCGCAAGGCCGAACGCAAGCGCCAGCGUGCCGAGCGCAAACACGAGCGCAAGAUGGACAGGAUCGACCGCAAACACGAGCGCAAGAUGGACCGGAUCGAGCGCAAGGCGGGCAAGGCGCGCACGAGCAACUGCUGCGCAUCCACCAGCGGUGCGAAUGCGAAGGGAGCAACCAUGAGUCCGGGAUGGGUUUUGGUCAUCGCUCCGCUGCCCUUGUCAGAUGGGGCUACGUUCCCUUUGUAG
Molecule: messenger RNA, 1269 nt
Organism: Kalmanozyma brasiliensis GHG001
Lineage: Eukaryota; Fungi; Basidiomycota; Ustilaginomycetes; Ustilaginales
Product: Protein of unknown function DUF4646
Exons: 1
Coding region: 1-1269 (422 amino acids)
Source: RefSeq, a predicted model, not a curated record